GGCGCUCGGCGGGCCGGCGGGCAGGGCGCGCUCCGCACCUGCGGCGGCCGCUCGGGCGAUGGCGCGGCGCGGCCCGGGGCCCCGGGCGUCCUGAGCGCCCCGUCAGCCCGGGGAUGCCCGCCGCGCUGCUAGCCCUGGCCAUGUCGUCGUCCUUCUUCAACCCCAGCUUCGCCUUCAGCUCGCACUUCGACCCCGACGGCGCCCCCCUCAGUGAGCUCUCCUGGUCGUCCUCCCUGGCUGUGGUGGCCGUGUCCUUCUCCGGGCUCUUCACUGUCAUUGCCCUCAUGCUGGCCUGUCUGUGCUGUAAGAAGGGUGGCAUCGGGUUCAAGGUGAGGGCCGGGGGCCCAAGGGGAUGCGGACGGGAUCCCAAGGGUUGGGCUCUCUUGUGCCCACUCGGCACUGAGCCUCCCUCCCCUGGGGGGCUGCCUACAGGAGGGCCGUGGAGGCCAGCCCACUGUCUCCCCCAUUUUGGACCCCCUCUGUGUGGGCAUGUCCCAGCUCAGGGCCAGGCCACUCAGUGCCGCGCAUGGGUUGGGCACUCUGGGACAGUGAGGAUGGGCCUUGCAAGGGCUCACGGGGGGGGGGGGGGGGAGGCUCCUGAGCCGGUGUGGGAGGGGGCUCGCUUCCCCAGACGCCCCUGACUCCCCCGUGGAGGAGGAGGGCUCUUGGCCCAGCGGUCCUCAAGUUCCUGCUCAUUCGAACCGACAACAGGAAACCAAAGCCACCCAGACACGCUUUCCCUGCACCAAAACCACCUUGCCAGCCGGACCUGGGGCAUCUUCUGCCCCACAAGGUGGGGAUCGUGUGCCGGAGCCAGAAAUCAGGGUGACUGUGCGCAGCGGUAGUGGUCAUUGCUACUCACGGAGCAUCAGCUAAAUGCACAGCCCCGUCUUCACUACGGCCGCUCCCCAGAGUUACAUUCCCAAGGGUCCUGGGCUGAAUUCUGGGGCCCCCUCCUGAGGAUGAUGACCGAGGGGUACCCCCUGGAGAGCUGUCCCCCCCACCCUGCCAUGUCUGGUUGCAGCUCUGAGCGGGGAGGACCAGGGGGAGAAGCUGGCAGUUGAGAACCCCAAGCAGAGGCUCCCUGCUGCCCCCGCCCCCCCUCCCACAUGGGUCGAGUUCCUGCCAACUUAGCAAAUAGCGGGCUGGGCUGUGGUCAUUCACCCCCUGCCCUGGGCUGGAGGUCGGAUUCCUGGGCCUGGCGAGUUGGGGAGGGGAGGGGCCGUCCUGUGGCACCCAUCAGUGUCCACACCAAGUGGCCCACACCCCGUUUUAGAAAAAUAGCGCCCCCCCCUGGUAUGGCAUGUCACGGAGUGGGGGCCCGCAGGAGCUGCCCGCCUGCCUGGUGAGGACGAGGAACUUGCCUGUUACAGAGGCCACCCUACCAGGCCCCUCAGUGCCUCUGUGGCAGGGCUGUGGCUCCUUGCACCCUGCCCUGGCUAGACUGUCUCCCUGACCUGCGGGCACCCAGCAUCUGGGCCAGGCAGGAUCCUGGGGCCAGAGCCGUGAGGUCAUGGGGGGUGGGGGGCGGGGGAGCCUUGUAUAGGUCAGCCCCUCCUCAGGGUACUGUGAGAACAAGGCCCCAAACAAGGACGAGCCUCGGCCCCUCCUACCCUUGCCCUCCUCGCCUCCUGGAGAACAUGGUGCCCAGAACAUUCCAGCCCCAGUACGUGUUGGUGGGAGGGCCUGCCUACACCGGGGGCUCCUGCCUGGCCUCUGGGGGCCCAGGGCUGGGCACCCCCGGGAGCUUGCUGGGAGAAGGGGCUGGGCAGCGAUGCUCACACUGUCCUACUUGAUUGCCCGCUGUGCCGGAAUCAUCCAGCGGGCUGUCAGGCAGCACCAUCAGGAGUUUGAGAAUGCUGAGGGGGAAGAGUACGCAGCAGGCUUCUCGGCACAGGGCUCCCCUGCCUCGGGGGCUCCGAACGGGCCAGACGUGUAUGUCCUGCCACUCACCGAGGUCUCCCUGCCCAUGGCCAAGCAGCCGGGGCGCUCAGUGCAGCUGCUCAAGUCCACAGACCUGGGCCGUCACAGCCUCUUGUACCUGGAGGAGGUUGGCCACGGCUGGUUCGGGAAGGUGUUCCUGGGGGAGGUGAACUCGGGCAUCAGCAGCACCCAGGUGGUGGUGAAGGAGUUGAAGGCCAGCGCCAGCGUGCAGGAGCAGACGCAGUUCCUGGAGGAGGCUCAGCCCUACAGAGCCAGCCCCCUUCCCCGCCCGCCCGCCCCCUCCUGCCCUGAGUUCGAGUCAGGGGGGCAGCCUGUUGGCUCCCGCAGGGCCCUGCAGCACAGCAAUCUGCUUCAGUGCCUGGCACAGUGCGCGGAGGUGACCCCCUACCUGCUGGUGAUGGAGUUCUGCCCCAUGGGGGACCUCAAGGGCUACCUGCGAAGCUGCCGGCUGGCGGAGUCCAUGGCGCCUGAUCCCCUGACCCUGCAGCGCAUGGCCUGCGAGGUGGCCUGUGGCGUCCUGCACCUGCAUCGCAACAACUAUGUGCACAGUGACCUGGCCCUCAGGAACUGCCUGCUCGCGGCCGACCUGACGGUGAAAAUCGGCGACUACGGCCUGUCCCACGGCAAAUACAGAGAAGACUACUUUGUGACUGCCGACCAGCUGUGGGUACCGCUGCGCUGGAUCGCGCCCGAGCUGGUGGACGAGGUGCACUGUAACCUGCUGGUGGUGGACCAGACCAAGGCCAGCAACGUGUGGUCCCUGGGCGUGACCAUCUGGGAGCUCUUUGAGCUGGGCGCACAGCCCUACCCCCACCACUCCGACCGGCAGGUGCUGGCCUACGCAGUCCGGGAGCAGCAGCUGAAGCUCCCCAAGCCCCAGCUGCAGCUGACGCUGUCUGACCGCUGGUACGAGGUGAUGCAGUUCUGCUGGCUGCAGCCUGAACAGCGGCCCACGGCCGAGGAGGUGCACCUGCUGCUGUCCUACCUCUGUGCCAAGGGCGCCACUGAGGCGGAGGAAGAAUUUGAGCGGCGCUGGCGCUCGCUGCGGCCGGGCGGGGGUGGCGCAGGCCCUGGGCUGGCAGGCCUGGCUCUGGGGGGCGCGGGCGAGCUGGCCUCCGCCUCGUCCUUCCCGCUGCUGGAGCAGUUCGCGGGCGACGGCUUCCACGCGGACGGGGACGACGUGCUGACGGUGACCGAGACGAGUCGCGGCCUCAACUUCGAGUACAAGUGGGAAGCGGGCCGCGGCGCCGAGGCCUUCCCACCCCCCGGGGCUGCAGCGAGCCCUAGCCGCACCGCUUGCCUGCAGGAGCUGUGUGCCGCUGACGGUGCGCCCCCGGGCGUGGUGCCUGUGCUCAGCGCGCACAGCCCCUCGGUGGGCAGCGAGUACUUCAUCCGGCUGGAGGAGCCGACGCCCGCCGCCGGCCAUGACCCUGACUGCGCCGGCUGCACCCUCAGCCCCCAUGCCGUGGACCUGCUCCCCGAUGGUGGUGACCAGGACGAUGACUCGGAGGGCAGUGCGGCCACCUCGCUGGCCAUGGAGCCCCUACUGGGCCAUGUGCCGCCCCCCGAGGGGUCCUGGGGCCGCUGUGACUACCUGCAUGGGAGCUGUGCCCGGGAACCGUCCUGUCCUCUGAGCUCGCCUUCACCCGGGACCCUCGUGCUGGCGGAGCCCAGGGAGGAGGAUGCCGACUGGGGCACAGCUGCCUUCUGCCCACCCUUCUUGGAGGACCCAGUGGGCACGUCCCCCUCGGGCGGGGAGGAGAUGGGGGCCACCGAGGCCUGCAGGGCCGCCCAGCCCAGACACUGGAGCUCCAACGUGUCCGCCAACAACAACAGUGGCAGCCGAGCACCAGGCUCCUGGGACCUGGGACACAUGGCUGGCUGCAUGGACUGCUGCCCUGGCCCAGAGCACACUUUACGGGCUGCCCCGGAGCUAGGCGGUCCCCUGGCCCUAGAGGACCCCACAGAGCCUCUCCUUGGGUCAAAGGGGGCCUCCUCUGGCCAGGAGCUAGGCCGCUGCUUUGGCCUUCCUCAUCUGUGUCCUGCUGAGGGCCUGGCACCGGCCAUCUGCCUGGUGACAUCCUCCCGGACAGAGGCAGCCAUUAGCCAGGCUAACAGCCCCCAGACGGAGCUCAGGCUUGCUGAGGAAGCUGAGGGCUCUGCCAGACCUCAGCUACCCCUUCCCUCUCUCCCAGCCCCAUCCCAAGAGGGAGCCCUGCUUCCUGCCGAGGCGGCCAGUGCCCUCGACACCCUGCCCGCCUUGCCCACGCCUGCUGGCAGCUGGGAGACUGCCACUGAGGCAGCCCAGACCCCAGACAGCUACAGGGUUUCCCCUGAGCCGGGGGCGCCCGUCAGUGAGGAUGAGGACAUGACAGAGGCCACUUCUGGUGUCUUCGCUGAUUUGUCCAGCGAUGGCCCACUGGCCGAGAAGCCAGACGUGACUCUGGCCUUCUGCUCUUUGCAGAAGCAGGCGGGGACCCCCGACUCUGGGGACUCCCUGGAUAUCCCACCUUCAGCCGGUGACGGUGGUGGCUGCGAGGUCUUCAGCCCAUCAGGUAUUGGCACUCCCGGCGGGCAGCCCCGAGCCCUGGACAGUGGCUAUGACACAGAGAACUACGAGUCCCCUGAGUUUGUGCUCAAGGAGGCACACGAGCCAUGUGAGCCUGAGGCCUGUGGGGAGCUGGUCUCCGAGGAGGACAGCCCUGGGCCCGAGACUCAGCUCUCCACCUCUCUUGGUGGCCUUGGCCAGAAGAACCCCUACCGUGACUCAGCCUACUUUUCGGACCUGGAUACAGAGCCUGACUGCACUUCGGGCCCCCAGGAGAAGGGAGGAGGGGACUUGACUUCCAGGCUAGAGCUGGACCUGGAGAGCUCUGGGCUGCAGGCCGCACAGCCCUCCCCUGAGUCUGGUGUGGCUGGGGGGACGCGAGGCACUGGUCCCAGAGAGGUGCUGCCGCUGCUGCCUGAGGACUUUUCUCCAGGGCCAAGUACAUGCCCGGAGGGCCCCAGACCGGACCCUCCCUGGCCCCAGGGCCCUGCCCAAGGGCCUCCAGUGCCCAGCCCCGGGGGUUCCAAGAUCUUCCUGCUGACUCCAGUCCCGCUGAGCUCAGAGAGCCACCUCCCUGAACUCCAGGAGGCCCCAGUACUGCCGUCCGGACCCGCCCAGCGGGAACGGACAGGUAGCCCGGGUGCCCCCAGGACCCCACUCUGCCUGGCCCUGCCGGGACUGCCCGCAGCCCCGGAGGGCCGGUCGGAGGAGGAAGAGGAGGACAGCGAGGAGAGCGAUGAGUCGGAUGAAGAGCUCCGCUGCUACAGCAUCCAGGAGCCCAGCGAGGAGAGCGAGGAGGAGGCGCCUCCCGUGCCCGUGGUGGUGGCCGAGAGCCAGAGCGCGCGCAACCUGCGCAGUCUGCUCAAGAUACCCAGCCUGUUGUCGGAGGCCUUCUGCGAGGACCUGGAGCGUAAGAAGAAAGCCGUGUCCUUCUUCGACGACGUCACCGUCUACCUCUUCGACCAGGAAAGCCCCACCCGGGAGCUCGGGGAACCCUUCCCUGGAGCCAAGGAGUCGCCCCCCGCGUUCCUGGCGGGCGGCCCCCGCUCCCCCAGCGCCCCCGGCCGGCCGCGGCGGGCAGACCGCUCCCCCGACGGCUCCGCGGCGGAAGAGGGUGGAGGGCUCGCGUGGGACGAUGGCUUCCCGCCGACGCCGGCCCCGGAGGCCGCCCGGCCCGCUCCCGCCGCGCCUCCCAAGCAGACCACACCCGGCCCCUUCUCGCGCUUCACCGUGUCGCCUGCGCCCGCGUCCCGCUUCUCCAUUACGCACGUCUCCGACUCGGACGCCGGGUCCGUGGGAGGCCCUGUAGCAGGUGCCGGGGGCAACUGUAAAGAGGCUUGAGGCCCAGGCGGGCACCCUUGGAGCUUCUGCCAGUCCUGCUCCAGGCAGCAGCGAAGAUGGUGACCGAGAGUGGAGACCUCGGUGUUGGUGGUCGUCAGCAGCUUCCAGAGCCUCGGUACCCCAUGCAGCGCCCCGGAGCAGGGCGGGACAAGAGGCCUCCUUCGGCCGUGUGCGCCAGUCCUGGGCUGCCGGAGGGGCAGGACUUCUCCUGGACACGGGUUUGUUGCUAGCUGCUGAGGAUGCCCUCUAGCCUCAGGCCUGAGCAGGUCCCCUCCGUACAGCUGCCCCUCCGCCGUGACUCUGCUAGCGGGCUGCUUGGCUUCUGAGGCCAGGGGACCGGCUCUUGGCCGGCUGGGGGGGUGGGGGGGGGACUUUGCACGCCCUGCCCACUAGUUCCUGUGGUGAAUGACACAGGCCCGCUGGGACGGCCUCUCUCUGCCCCCUUCUCCCCUUCUGCCUGGUUCUGGGUUUGCAAGAAGAGGACCCUGGGCUUGUGUGUCCCCAGCCACCCUUACCUCAGAGUCUGUGGCUGUAUUUCCCUUCGGUGACUCAGCUGGACCCGCAAACCCUCCCUCCCUGUCUGGGCCAGCUCCCAUCUGAGUCCACGGCUGGAGCCUGGGCAGGUGGGGCAAGGCAGGCGGCCCAAAAGAUAGGGGCUUCCGGCCACACCUGUUCUAGAGGUGCCCGCGGCUGGCCAGCCUGGCCCGGCAGCCCCCACAAUCCGCGUCAGGGGCCCUGCCUGCAGGGGUGGGGGUGCGGGUGGGAGGGAAGUGGGGGGCUGGGCAGCACAGGGAGUAUUUUUGUAACUGCUGUUGUCUGAGCAAAUGGAAGCGGGGUGAUUUUAAGUUAUUGUUGCCAAAGAGAUGUCAGAUUUACUGUUGCUUUGGGGGUGGGGGUGGGGGAAUUGUUUUGGGUUUGUGUUUUUUGUUUUCAUUAGUCUGAGGCUUCGGAUGCUGGUGCCAUGAUUUCCUUGUUCCUUUUUUGUUUGUUUUUUAAAAGA
Messenger RNA from Acinonyx jubatus (cheetah), 6833 nucleotides. It is a transcript of the gene LMTK1, whose product is annotated as apoptosis associated tyrosine kinase. Bases 1775 to 5833 code for a protein of 1352 amino acids. The transcript is spliced from 14 exons. Gene Ontology annotation, biological process: brain development; peptidyl-tyrosine autophosphorylation. Lineage: Eukaryota; Metazoa; Chordata; Mammalia; Carnivora; Felidae. The record is from RefSeq and is a predicted model, not a curated record. Gene Ontology annotation, molecular function: ATP binding; protein tyrosine kinase activity.